This is a messenger RNA of Gilbertella persicaria, 1964 nucleotides long. RefSeq lists its product as uncharacterized. The record is from RefSeq and is a predicted model, not a curated record. The annotation marks the transcript as partial. The transcript has 3 exons. Lineage: Eukaryota; Fungi; Mucoromycota; Mucoromycetes; Mucorales; Choanephoraceae.
AAGAAGCACGUUUAGCAGAAGAGAAACGCAAGGAGGAAGAAAGACUUGCAGAAGAAGCACAUAAGGCUGAAGAAGCACGUUUAGCAGAAGAAGCACGUUUAGCAGAAGAGAAACGCAAGGAGGAAGAAAGACUUGCAGAAGAAGCACAUAAGGCUGAAGAAGCACGUUUAGCAGAAGAAGCACGUUUAGCAGAAGAGAAACGCAAGGAGGAAGAAAGACUUGCAGAAGAAGCACGCAAAGCAGAAGAAAAACGCAAAGAAGAGGAAAGGCUUGCCGAAGAAGCUCUAUUGGUCGAAGAGAAGCGCAAAGAAGAACAACGUAAAGAAGAAGAAAGACUUGCUGAAGAAGCUCGUUUAGAAGAAGAGAAGCGUGAAGAGGAAGAAAGAAUUGCCGAAGAAAAGCGUAAAGAAGACAAACUUAAGGCUGAGGAAGCUCGUAAAGAAGAAGAAAGACUUAAUGAAGAAAAACGCAGAGAAGAAGAGAAGGUUCGAUUGGCUGAAGAAGAGAGACUCAAAAAUGAACGUAAGGUUGAGGAGGAAAAACGCAAAGCUACUGAAGCCAAGUUAGAAGUACAGCGCAAAUCUGAGGAAGAAGCUAGACUAGAAGAAGAACACAAAGAAAACGAAGCCAAGUUGCAGCAACAUGCUCGCUCAAUUGAAAAAGAAUUAGACAUUGAAGCAACUCCAUUGACUGAGUCAAAAGAAAAGAAUGAGUUGCCUCAAGAGACAAGCAAGCAAGAGAAUGUUCUUGUUUCUAACGUGCCUGUAGCUUCUCUUGACGAAAAGCCACAAAACAUUGAACGGACAGUUGCUGACCAGAAUGAAUCUUUAAUUACUGAAGAAGCAAAAGAUUUCGAAGAAAAAGAACAAACAAGUAACGAGGUAGCACGAAAUAAGCAAAAGGGUACUCAUGAAACAACAAACAACCCUUUUGCCAACUUGGGUACCUUGAAAGCAGAGGAAAGUGAUGCAGAUGACGACUUUUUUGAUGCAGUUGAUUCUAUUUCUAGAAGCGUCCCUACAUCAAAGAAGACUGAAACAACGGUAACUCCUUCUGCAGAAGACAAUGAAUUUGUAAUUAUUGAUCACCCCGCAAGUAAAAAUGUCAGUUCGAUAACAACGCAACCUAAUGUGGCCUCUACAGGCUUCCCUUUGGCAGAGCAAGUUUCGAAAAGUAAUGAACACAAGUUCGCGGACAUCAGUAAUCAACCUGUUUCAGAAGAAAGAACCCCUUCUUUUGAUCAACAACAUAGACAACACGAAGAAGAAGAUCCCGUUUUUAUUAGCUCAGUAUCUGGUUCUGAAGUAUCCGAUCGGUUUACUUCUAGCACCAACAGUAGUACGCAUCGUGUAGCUCCACCACCUCCACCACAGUCGUACCAAGGUAAUCCAGGUAGUACAGGCACAACACAGACACCUAAGGUUUAUGCAAAAAAACCACCUGCACCACCACCACAACCUCGAGGUAGUAACACUACAUUGGAGAAGCGCGAGCCACAGGACUUUGAUGCUAUUUUUGGUGAUCCAAGCUUAAGGCAACAACAACAACAACAAGAUGAAGAAGAUUUUGAUGCAUACUUCUCAGAUACUAAAUUUUCAUCCACCAGCAACGGAGAAAAGCCAAAAGUAGAAAACAAUGCGACUGCCAGUGAUGUGACACCAACAACAUUCGCUGCUGCUACUUCUUCAACUCUAUUAGGCCAAACUUCGGGACCUGCUCCUUCUGCCCAAUCAGAUCUGGAUAAAGCGUUUGGUGCUCCUGUACCAAAUAAUCAAAACAACAAGGUCCCUCAAGGUUUUGAGGACUCAUUCAGUCAGUUGCCUAUUACGAAGAAUGAAGAAGGAGUAAGCAAUACAAAUAGAGGAGGCGCUGAAGACAAUUUUAAACUUUCAUCUUCAUCUAUCAUCGCAGCGCCUGCGAUCAACAAGAAAGAAGGAGAGAGUGGCAUUUCUGAAGAUGGUAAA